This is a messenger RNA of Abrus precatorius (Indian licorice), 1012 nucleotides long. Its product is annotated as VQ motif-containing protein 4-like. The coding region runs from base 131 to 790 and encodes 219 amino acids. NCBI's taxonomy places the organism in Eukaryota, Viridiplantae, Streptophyta, Magnoliopsida, Fabales, Fabaceae. The record is from RefSeq and is a predicted model, not a curated record. The transcript has a single exon.
AAAACUCGUAGUGGUCCCCUCGAAAACAUUUCUUACCAAAACAAAAUAAAACGAAGUUAACAAAAGUCUUAUCUCAUCUGUUCAACUCUAAUCUAAUUUCAUCUCCUCCUUUUCUCAUUCUCAUUCACCAAUGGACUCCAUGUCCCCAAGACCUCAAGAGAAUCAGAAGGUUGUACCUGCUACACACAGCAAUGGACUCCACUCUCAGACUCAACCUCCAAAGCCAACAACGAGGUCCGAACCCGGAAACCCAUACCCGACAACCUUCGUCCAAGCAGACACUUGCUCCUUCAAGCAAGUAGUCCAAAUGCUGACGGGUUCCUCCGAAACAGCCAAACAAGCCUCAUGCUCCAAACCCAUAAACCCGACCCACAGCAUCCCACCCAUCAAAUCCAUACCGAAGAAGCAACAAUCCGGGUUCAAACUUUACGAGCGUAGGAACACCCUCAAGAACCUCAACAUCAACCCUCUCAUACCCCUUUUCUCUUCCAACAGAAAACCCGACAUCCUCUCUCCCAGCAUCCUCGACUUCCCCGCACUCGCUCUCAGCCCCGUCACGCCCCUCAUACCCGACCCGUUUGACCGCUCCACCACACCCGGCUCCAACACUGCAAGCCCUUCCUUGGAUGCAGAGGCUGAAGCCAAAGCUAUCAAAGAGAAAGGUUUUUUCUUGCACCCUUCGCCCGCUUCUACUCCCAGAGACGCUGAACCCCGUUUGCUUCCCCUCUUUCCCACAACCUCUCCCAGAGCUUCAGGUUCUUCUUCUUCUUCGUCUUCUGCGGCUUCUUGAAUUUCUUUUUCUUUUUUUUGUAACUCUUCGUUUUUCUGUAAGUUUCAUAUAUGUGAUUUCUGUGUUUAUAUUAUUGCCAUUCAUGUUCAUCAGAGGGAUAGAUUUGUUGUGGAUUAUGAAGAGAAUCGAAUAAUCUUGCUUCAAUUGAAUGUAAAUUUCAUUGUGCUCUCUUUUCGUCAUUUUAUUAGUGAUUAAAGUUAAAAAUUAAAGUGAAUAACACUU